This is a messenger RNA of Filobasidium floriforme, 1635 nucleotides long. RefSeq names its product UDP-glucuronic acid decarboxylase Uxs1p. Gene Ontology annotation, molecular function: NAD+ binding; UDP-glucuronate decarboxylase activity. NCBI's taxonomy places the organism in Eukaryota, Fungi, Basidiomycota, Tremellomycetes, Filobasidiales, Filobasidiaceae. The record is from RefSeq and is a predicted model, not a curated record. Gene Ontology annotation, cellular component: cytoplasm. The coding region runs from base 220 to 1428 and encodes 402 amino acids. The transcript has 10 exons. Gene Ontology annotation, biological process: D-xylose metabolic process.
GGGGAGAGGACGAGGAUACAAAAUAAAGUCAUCAACAGCGCAACAGCAGACCAUAAUCACCCACCCACUCCCCUCCAACCACUACCUACUCCACCCACCUCGACUCUUCAUCUCUCCAUCUCCACCCUCUCUUUACAUCUUCUUCGAGCCUCCUUGUCCUCGUUCAACUUUUACGCUCUUUACUAAGCCUACUCAAACCCACUACACGACUCUUACAAAAUGGCUCCCUCUGAGAUUACCACUGUCGGUUACGACAACUUCAACUUCGACUCUCAGAUCUCGGUCGAUGUCCUCCGAUCCCUCUACCUCGCCCCCAAGGUCGACACCGGCAAGGCUCCCGAGUCUUCGAUCGAGAAGCAGUACGGUGCCAAGUCGGACUACAAUGCCGAGAACAACACCGUCGCCUACUCGAGCGACACCAAGUACCCUCCCGUCAAGUUGCUCCCUAACGCCGAGAGGAAGAGGAUCUUGGUCACCGGAGGUGCCGGUUUCGUCGGUUCCCACUUGGUCGACCGAUUGAUGUUGCUCGGUCACGAGGUCACCGUCCUCGACAACUUCUUCACCGGUUCCAGGACCACCGUCUCCCACUGGGUCGGUCACCCCAACUUCGAGAUGGUCAGGCACGACGUCGUCGAGCCCUUCCUCAUCGAGGUCGACCAGAUCUACCACUUGGCUUGUCCCGCCUCGCCCCCUCACUACCAGUACAACCCGGUCAAGACCGUCAAGACCUCGUUCAUGGGUACCAUGAACAUGCUCGGACUCGCCAAGAGGACCAAGGCUAGGUUCUUGAUCUCUUCCACUUCCGAGGUCUACGGUGACCCAGAGGUCCACCCCCAGCACGAGGAAUACUGGGGUAACGUCAACUGUACCGGUAUCCGAGCUUGUUACGACGAGGGAAAGCGUGUCGCCGAGACCCUUACCUACGGAUACAUGAACCAGGACGGCGUCGACGUUCGUGUCGCCCGAAUCUUCAACACCUUCGGACCCAGGAUGAACCCUUACGACGGACGUGUCGUCUCCAACUUUAUCGUCCAGGCCCUUAAGGGUGAGGACAUGACCGUUUACGGUGACGGUUCGCAGACCAGGUCUUUCCAGUACAUUCACGACUUGGUCGACGGUCUUAUCCUCUUGAUGAACGGUCCCGACAGCCGACCCAUCAACAUCGGUAGCUCGCACGAGUUCACCAUCCUCGAGUUCGCCGAGGCUGUCAGGGACAUUGUCGAGAAGGUCCAGAAGGAGGAGGGUACCUUCAAGAGGAGGGUCGAGAUCAUCCACAAGGACCUUCCCGGUGACGACCCCAAGCAGCGAAGGGCCGACACCGCCAGGGCUGAGAAGGUCCUCGGCUGGAAGUCCAGGUGGGGUGUUCAGGAGGGAGUUGAGGAGAUGGUCCGAUACUACUCCUCCAAGAUCAGGUCCGGUGAGCUCUAGAGCACCACCUAGGUCGUUCCUCUGGGUUUGGCCCUGUCGGGGCAAGCAUAUAGAGCCGUGUUUUGGGAUCCGUUUUUACUCUACCCCUCUUUCUACCCACUUGUAAUCGGCAAGCUACGGCUGUUAUUUCUCUCCACCUUCUUUACCACUAGGAUGUCUAGGAUCUUGCCUCGUGCAUCAUAGAUUUCAUACAUAUCACGACAGUAC